This is a messenger RNA of Alternaria atra, 876 nucleotides long. RefSeq lists its product as uncharacterized. The transcript has a single exon. The coding region runs from base 1 to 876 and encodes 291 amino acids. Lineage: Eukaryota; Fungi; Ascomycota; Dothideomycetes; Pleosporales; Pleosporaceae. The record is from RefSeq and is a predicted model, not a curated record.
AUGCUCUACUCCGUUCUCAUCGCUGCAUCUCUGGUCGCAAGCGUCCUUGCACGGUCGCAGCUCCAUGGAAGGCAACCGAAGAUGGUCUAUGAGACUAAGAUUGUCAUUCAGACGAUCAUGAUUACUCUCACUCAGGGCUAUACUCCGCCAAUGUCUACCUCUUCGGCACUCUCUUCUAUCACUCAUCCUGCAGCUACUCCAACCCCGGAGCCGAAGCCUGAGCCUUCGACUUCUUCAAGUUCCAAGGUCCCCAACCCUCCGGCCAUAUCCCAAGCGCCUAUUCCCAUUUACAGUCCUCCACCCAAGGCCGUCGCCCCGGUUCACGAUCAUCCCUGGGGUACUGAUCAGGCCUAUCUCUCGGCCGGACCCGACUACCAGGCGGUCGUGCUGUUCCAUCACAACGCCGCCCGUGCAAAUCACGAAGCUGCUCCGCUGACUUGGGACUCUGAGUGCGAAUCCAAUGCUCGUAUCGCUGCUAGUAGGUGUAGCUUCGAGCACUACAUUCCUAAGGGCGCCGGCCAAGGCCAGAACCUGUUCGUUGUGUCUGGCGAUGCUUUCAAUGCUACAGCAGGCAUUUCGGAGAGCUGGUAUCGUGGCGAACUGACCCCAAUGAUACCCUGGUUCGGCAAGAGCAACCUACCUCACGAGGUCUUUGAGCAAGUCGGUCAUCUUACACAGAUGGUGUGGAAGGAAACUACCAAAGUCGGAUGCGUCUCUCUUGACUGUGGCGGGGCAAUGACUGUCAACGGAAAGGGUUCAGCCAUGAACAAGUAUACUGUCUGCAAUUACGCCCCAGCGGGUAACGUCCGCGACCAGUAUGCGGCGAACGUCGCAUCUCCUAUCUCCCCUGCUAACCUCGUCGGCUGGGCGGACUAG